Molecule: messenger RNA, 1008 nt
Organism: Mesorhabditis belari
Lineage: Eukaryota; Metazoa; Nematoda; Chromadorea; Rhabditida; Rhabditidae
Source: the annotation of a GenBank genome assembly
AUGCCAGCUGAAAGUGCGGAUAAACUAACGAAAAAGAAAAGUGUGAAGGUGGAAGACUACGACGAGCCGGUCAAUUUUCAAAAUGUAUCUACAGAAUUGAACAGAGCUUAUGGGGAAGCUCAUAAACACGUCUUCCAAUACAUACUAGAAAUGCACGGAACAGUGACUCGCAAACAACUCUGGACCAAAUUUAUACUAUAUUACACGUGCUACAUUGCGAAGAGGAAUCCUGCAACCGCUCAAUGUGUCGUAUGUAAUGAGGAACAGCUAAUUACACUUGCUGAGCAACUCGUGAAGAAGAUCAACAGAGAAAUAGAUUGGAUGAAGAUGCAGCUGAAUACAAUUCAAUCAGAGUUUGAUGGGAAGCUCUUUGUGUGCCUCGUGAACAAGCAUCCAUAUCAAGGAGACCUCCUAAGUAUCGCGGGAUUUACGCCGGACGAGGUAUUUUUGUUGACUAAAUGGCUCGCUUACAUCUUCACAUCCGUUGAUGAUGAGGACGAUGAAAACACAGAGGAUGCUGAUGGCUUUAUUGCAAAACUUAAAUUAUCGAAUAUGGCGAGAAACCUUCCAAACCCGAUUACUGAACUACGGCUGCAAGCUUUGACGGAUAAACUCGUGCAAGACAAAUGGAUUAAGGAGGUGAAUGGAGGAUUCGACUUGCAACCGCGUGCUAUAGCUGAAUUAGAAAAUGUCAUUAGAAACAAAUUUCAACCUGCUUGUUGUGCUCUUUGUCUUCGUGUGGUCGUGAAGAAAUCGCUAGCACGCCAAUGUGACUGCAAAGCUUUGAUGCACCAACACUGCUUUACCGCAUUUGUUAAGAAUGCAACAGACAUCCGUCCCGUGAGAUGCCCUCGUGAAGUUAAUGGCUGCACGAAAGUUUUCUAUCAAACAACUCAGCUGCACAAUGGAUUACAAAAGGUCAACCAGACGGUUAGUAGGAGAUCAAGUAGGGUCGAAGAAGAUGAGGCUAUCAAUUCUGAUGCAGUCGAAAGUGAGAACGAGUCCAGU